Molecule: messenger RNA, 553 nt
Organism: Megalobrama amblycephala (Wuchang bream)
Lineage: Eukaryota; Metazoa; Chordata; Actinopteri; Cypriniformes; Xenocyprididae
Gene: atp5pf
Product: ATP synthase peripheral stalk subunit F6
Exons: 4
Coding region: 157-486 (109 amino acids)
Biological process (GO): proton motive force-driven ATP synthesis
Molecular function (GO): proton transmembrane transporter activity
Source: RefSeq, a predicted model, not a curated record
CCCGAUUUCCAGGGGGGGGUCUCGAUUCGUCAUGACACCGGCAGUGAAUGUGGCAAAAGAAGCCGUUGACGUCAUCACGCGUCAUAAGCGCGCGCGGUGAUCCGGAAACACUCAAGCGUCUGUUCGUCGGUGCCUCGGGUGUCAAACACAAGCAUCAUGGCUCUUCAUCGGCUCUUCCAGCUGUCGUCUCUGUUGGGUUCGGCCGUGCGCGUGACGCUGCGCAGGAACAUCGGUCUGUCCGCUGUGCUCUUCAACAAAGCCAAAGACCUGGACCCCGUACAGAAGCUCUUCCUGGACAAGAUCCGCGAGUACAACUCCAAGAGCAAGGCCGUCGCGGGCGGUGUGGUGGACGCUGGUCCGGCCUAUCAGAAGAACCUGUCGGAGGAGAUGACCAAACUACAGCGCUUGUACGGCGGAGGAGAUCUGACCAAAUUCCCUCAGUUCAACUUCCCAGAACCCAAACUGGAGGAGGUGACGACUAAAUGAACGACGUCUGUCCAUCGCUGUCCGUGUGCUGAAAAUAUUUAAUAAACAAACUUUGGUUCAAAACUCA